CUUCAACAAACUCUGUCUAAACGCACUUCCUACUAACCACUUUCAGUUUUACCAGCAUAUGGAAAUGGAAGACCAGGUGGAAAGCCAGAAGAGGAGAGGAAUGAGCAAAGAGGACUUGAUAUCCGAACGCACAGGAUCUUUGGGAGCGUGCGGCUGGAUCAUAGUUAUACUCGCUGGCCUGUUCACAGUUCUGCUCUUCCCCAUAACAAUCUGGUUUUGUCUGAAGAUCGUUCAGGAGUAUGAGCGAGCUGUCAUCUUCCGGCUGGGCCGCAUCACAGACAGGAAGCCUAAAGGACCAGGGAUUUUCUUUGUUUUGCCAUGCACUGACUCCUUUGUGAAAGUGGAUCUGCGAACCAUUUCAUUUGAUAUCCCACCACAAGAGAUCCUGACCAAAGAUUCAGUUACAGUUAGCGUAGAUGGCGUGGUCUACUUCCGCGUCAGUGACCCCAUCGCAUCUGUGGCCAAUGUUACCAAUGCUGACUUUUCCACCCGCCUGCUUGCACAAACCACCCUCAGAAAUGUCCUGGGAACCAAGAACCUGGCUGAAGUCUUGUCUGACCGCGAGGGCAUCGCUCACAGCAUGCAGGUAUAA
Messenger RNA from Neolamprologus brichardi, 592 nucleotides. The record is from RefSeq and is a predicted model, not a curated record. NCBI's taxonomy places the organism in Eukaryota, Metazoa, Chordata, Actinopteri, Cichliformes, Cichlidae.